UCCUUUAGUUCACCCCAAAAUAAAUGAUCCCCGUACCACCGACGAGCACGCAGGAUCCCUAACAUAGUACAAAUACACAUAUCAAACGGCGCAAAACAACGAAACUGGUUGUGGUUAAGUGUUUUUUUUUUUGUUUCUACGUAAAAUAUUUAAACUGUGAUAGUUGAUUGAAAGUGUGCGCUAUGUCCAACGAGAAAGAUUACCUGACGAUUUACCGGGAGUUCUUCGCCGAAUUCGCGAAAACUGUCAACCCCAACGAUCAGCUGCCUGUCAAAUUGGCCUGUUACAAGUUGCUAAACGUUGAAGUGGUUGGAGGAAUCAUUGAUUGGACCACCCAGUAUUUAACGCAAAAAAACUGCCCUCCACAUUUACUUGGCGUCCUGAUCAAAAUGGUCAUAGAAGAAAUCAGAAAGUCAUGCAAGAAGCAACCGACUGCAUGCGGAUUUAAUCCGAACGAUAACGCUUACGAACCGCUCAAAUUAAUGCAGACCGUAAUGGCUAAAACGAACGAGAUCUGCUUGCGAUAUUUGGACAACAGCAUGCUUAGUUCACUGCCACCCCCGGGCGCCUCCUUCCCGAUAACCAGCGUCGCAACUAUGAAGAACAGCAGGAGGACUAUGGAGGACAGACACACCGUCGUCAACGACCUGAACGAGAUGUUCAGCAAUCUUCAGGGAGCCACUCCGUCCAGUUACUACGCAAUAUUUGAUGGCCACGCAGGCCACGACGCCGCUGCCUAUAGUAGUGCCCAUUUGCAUCAAUUUCUUGUUGAAAAUAAAUAUUUUCUUAGCGAUCCGAAACAAGCCUUGAAAGAUGCCUUUUGCAAAACAGAUGCUUUAUUUUUAGAAAAAUGUGAAGUUGAAAAUUUAUUUAGUGGUACCACAGCUGUAUGUGCUUUAUUAAGACCUAAGGAAAAAAUGUUGUACAUAGCAUGGGUCGGGGAUUCUCAGGCCAUUUUAGUUAGACAAGGGGAAGUUAUACAAUGUGUCGAUCCACACAAACCAGGACGACUCGACGAAAAAGAACGAAUCGAAUCGAAAGGAGGAUGCGUCAUUCUCUGGGGAACGUGGAGAGUUAAUGGACAAUUGGCUGUGUCAAGAGCAAUAGGUGACCCUAGUUAUAAGCCUUAUGUAACUGGUACGCCCGAUGUAAAUGAAUAUCCCUUAGAUGGUAAUGAAGACUUCAUUGUUUUGGCAUGUGACGGUCUAUGGGACCAUGUCACAGAAUACGUAGUCUCCACAACAGUUUACAAUCUUCUCUUCGAAAAUGCAGACGACACCGAACGAAUCGGCAAGCACCUGGUCCAGCUAGCGAAGCAGGAGGGUUCCGUCGACAACAUCAGCGUGAUAGUCGUGUUCCUGAAGGAUCCGGCGAAGAUAGUGGCGGACGCCCACCGGGCAAACCACAACGGCUCAAAGGUCACGAUGGACGCGAGCUUGGACAAUGCCAACAACCCAUUCACGAACUCGAACGGCACCGCCGCCGACAACGUGCUGAAGAGCGACGAUCUCCUGCUCCAGCUAACCGGCAACUACAAACAGAACGGCACCGAUCUGUCGCCGACGCCCGGCUUCUUCAACAUGGACAAUUCGAACGGCAAACGGCCCGGAUUCGACGACGACGACUUCGGACCCGAGACGGAUGUGGACGCCGUCGACGACGUGGCCAUGUCGCCGGCCGAGGAGGAGAAGAUUUUGGGCGAAAUCAACAAGGAGUACUCGAACAUGAUCAACAAUCCGGAUGAGAUGAACAAGUUCGCGGAGCAACACCAGAUCAACCUGGGACUGGUCCACGACAUGCAGAACAUGCAGAAGGAUGAGUUCGACGUCAUCGCCAACGCCAGGGAGGAGACACCCACCCCUCCCGCUGAUGCUGUACAUGAUGUUAGCGGGCUAGACGUUGGCGAGAGCGACUCUGAAGACGAGUGGAACUAUAUCAAAGGAGACGAAGCCAACAAAGAGAAGAGCAAUUUGAAACUUUCCCUGCAGCCAGAUAAUCAGGUUGCGGAAUUGACAGAGGAAGACAAUAUGUCUCAGCUGAACCCGAACGCUGCCGAAUUUGUGCCAGUGUCGCCGACGCGGAGCAUUCCCUCGCCGGCCUGUCGCAACCUCAUCAACGAUGAGAUAAUUGCGCAGUCGCCGCAGCGGGCCACUGUCCAAAAGGACCUGGAUAUCAACUUGCCAAAUCCACAGGAAUUUGAAAAAGAGAUCAAGUCCAGGCCCAGUGAUGUUGCCUAUAGCAACGGUCACAAUGAUGAUGAAGACUAUAGGCCACUUUCACCCUCUUCGAUGCUGCUUAACGGCAAAAACAUAGAUGACAUCCCCGAAUUUCAACCAGGCAGUACCCCGCAAAAGGCGGCCCCGAUCGGUGAGGAGUUCCACUUUGGUCCGAACGCUGCCCCUUUCACACCCGUCAGACUGUUGGAUCAGUCUGAGGCGGCGCUCUCCACCAAGGCGAUAUACGGCGACGAAUCCGAGGCAACGUUGGGUGCGUCCUUCAACGAGUCCGUGUUCUCGCAAGACGGCGGCGCCAAUCCCUUCGCGGCCAAAAAUCAAGACCCGAUGUCGAUGUCGUUUUACGAGAGCAAGGCGGAGGACGAUGUGCUGAAUCAAGUGCAGCAGUUGCCGUCCGACAGUUUCGAUGACUUCCUGAAAAGUGGUGGCGAGAAGACCGAUAUCAAUAAUGACGACCACAUCCAAACAACAGACAUUGAUAAACCGGAAGAAUCGAAGAAGUUUGACGUUGACGAUGAGAAAGAAUUGGCUUCGCCAGUCUCGCACAGCGAUGAUUUCUCCAAUGAUAUCUGUGAGUUACCCAAAUCGCCGGAACCAACAGCUGAUGUAAACGUGUGUGAGAAACCUUCCGAUAUAACUCCCAGCUCUGAGGGCGACAAUCAAUUUAUUAAAGUUGACAAAAGCGAACCAUUUUUAGAUAUUAAAGAUUCCAAUGAAUCACACGUUACUGCCGAGCUUUGCGCAGAUACUUGUGAUAGAGUUGAAUCAAAAUCGCAACUUUUAGACUUUUCCGAUGAGAAAUUCGAUGUUCCAGAAUCAAAAUCUUCAAUUGAUGAAUUCUUGGAAUCAAAAUCACCAUUACCUGAGGGAGAAGCUGAAAAGCAAACUGCUCCUGAAUCCACCCAAACGCCAUUUAAGGAUGAGGCCCUGUCCCCUGAACCUGUUUUGUCUGAACCAGCAAUAACACCUGAUCCAGUAAUUGCUUCUGAACCGGAAGUUACAUUCAAAACAGAAGCCACAUCUCCUGAGCCACCAACACCAAGUAAUGAACCAGUCAAUGAAUGUUAUCUUACUGAGAAGUUGGAGUCACCAGUUCCAUCACCACAUAUUCUUACUCCUGAACCACAAGCUUUGUCUAUUGAAUGCGAAAACUUUGAUAAGUCGGAAUCGGCGCUGUCACCACAACCUAGCGUUCCGUUCCCAGAGUCACAACUUUUAUCAUCUGAGCCGAUAUCAGCAGCUUCACCAUCACCCGAACCAGAAGCUUUGUCUCCAAAACUACAAGAACCUGAACUAGCAUUAUCUCCAAAACCACAAGAAUCUGAAGUAGCGUUGUCGCCAGAGCCACAGCCAUUAUCUCCACAACCAGUGGAUUCUCCAAAACCAGAACCAGUGACAUCUCCAGAACCAGAACUGGUGGCAUCUCCAGAACCAGAACCAGUGGCAUCUCCAAUACCAGAACCAGUGGCAUCUCCAGUACCAGAACCAGUGGCAUCCCCAGAAGUAGAACCAGUACGAGUGGCAUCUCCACACAAGAUUCAUUUUUCAGACCCAGAAGUUCAGUCUCCAGAACCACAAGCACCAACUCCCGAGACUCAACCACUUUCACCAGAAGUUCCGGAAGUUCAGGAAUGUAAUCUGUCGCCAUGCCCACCAUUGGAAGAGAAACAGGACGAGUGCAAAUUGGAAUUGGAAAAGCCCAUCGAAUCUCCUCACGAGGAUAUCACAUCUUCUAUCAAGGACGAUGUGUCCUCUCCAACCACUCCACAGUCCCAAGUUGUUGAAGAAAUUGCUCCCGAGAGUUCCCCUGUCUGCACAUUGAAACCGGAAGUCGAAUCAAUUGUUGCACCUGCCACCUUGGACUUGGAGCCAGUUGGUGAACCUCUCCUAGUUAAAACCGAAACCAUUGCACCCGAGUUCGCUGAACCCGCCGUUGUAACUCCCUCGGAGAACUCUGAAAUCGCUCCUUCAGUGCCUCUGGCAGAGGCACCUGAAGCAGCUGCUGCUGUUGUUCAACCAAUAGUGGAGGAAAAGAAAUCGGAACCGGUGGUCGAACAAAAACCGUUAGAGAAAAAGCCUUCCUCUCCGACUAAAGCCAAAGCUGCAACACCGACAUCAGCCAAAAAACCUUCUUCGGCCAGGUUGCCUUCGACAACCAAGGCGCCUCCAACAACCAAGUCUUCUACUUCCAGAGUCGCCAGCACUACCAAGACUACCGUUGCUUCAAAACCAAGCGCGAAACCGGCAGUUGGGUCAACUCUCACUAAGACCGCCGCUCCCAAGACUACUGCUGCUUCUCCCAAAGCACGAACUGGUGUCACUGCUCCAAAACCGACUGAGCGCAAGCCAUUGACCAAUGGAGAUCUGAAAUCACCUGGUGCAAAGGCUACAACUGCUCGCAAGCCGCUCGUAGAUGCUUCAUCUCCAAAGACCGCACGACCCGCCACGGCGACCACAAAAACGAGCCCCACAAAACCGACUGCUGCAAGGCCUGCUACCGCUCCUAGAACCACAGCCGCAAAACCUUCAUCGGCUGCUCCUUCAAAAUUGAACGUCGCAGCAAAGACCACGACUACUGCAUCGAGGACUACCACCGCGGCUAAAGCGCCUCUGUCAAAGCCAAGCACGACUUUGACUAAAGCACCAUCGACCACAGCUCCAAAAGCACGCGCUACCAUGAGCCAUUCAUCGGCCGCGGCCAAACCCAAAUUGUUAUUGUCGACAGCAUCAAAUCGCGCAGUGACCAAAACAUCGGCUGGACCCGAUGCCGAUAAGCAAAGCAAGGAAACGGCCAACAAACGCGUCGCGGCCACUAGAGCUGUACCCUCCACCACCAGAACGACAACCACACGCAAAGUCGAAACCAAAGCACCGGGCAGCCGAACUACCGUAACGAAAACGACCACAUCCACCACCACGGUAACGAAGAGUGCGACGGCCAUGAAGAAGCCAUCCGAAAUAAUUCGCAACGCGUCUAAGACAUCUACAACCAAGGUGACGAAGAUUGAAAAGCCAAAGGAGAACGGUAUCAGCACCGUGGUUACAGAAGAAAUCACCACAGUGAACAAUCUGAUAAACGAAGAGGAAAGUCUGGUUAAGGAUAAUUCCCCAAUUGACAAUAAGUUAAUUGUCGAGAAUACAUUAAUCGAGACUAAUAAUGCAGACUGAAGGAUUUUUACUAACACUACUAUACUUACUUAGAAUUUAUAAUUUAAUUUGUUAUAUUUAAAAUUUUUAUAUCUUUACGCCCCCCCCCCCCCCUAACUAUGAAUGUAUAGAGCUGUGGUAAUAUUAAUGAGUACUACUAAGUGGUGUGGAUAUAACGAAAGACUCUGGUAACUAAAUAUUUAAGAUUUAAUUUAUAUAUUAUAAUAUCGACAUUAAAUAAUCGUCGAUUGAUUUAAAAAUUUGUAUGUAUUUAUUAUUCUUAAGUUAAGCUUUUUAUUGCUUAGGUGUGCUGAUGUGAUGCUAUGCACUCUUCUGUAAAUAUAUUUAAAGAAUAUGGGAAAUUUUAUAUUUGGGUGCUAAUUUUUAUUGGCCUAUUACUAGUACUAUGUUUUUAAUAGACUUUUAUUACAUUCAAAUUUUAACCGCAUGCGAGAAACGUUACUUAAUUUUCCUAUUUAUAGAGACACCCUUUAUUUGCUUUUAAGAUAACUUUUAAAAUAUUUUUUAAUACUAGUGAUUCGUAGAAUAAACUUAUGUAAACAGUAUAUUUUUAAACGUUUUUACUUUAGACUUUGUUUUAAUUUGAAAUUUUAUUAUCGUUUGUCUUAGUUUUGCAUAAUAUUUAUUGUGAAUUAUAAUACUUUCAGCACAAAAUAAAAAAAAAAGUCUUAAGAACUGAA
This is a messenger RNA of Aethina tumida (small hive beetle), 6082 nucleotides long. Its product is annotated as 205 kDa microtubule-associated protein-like. Gene Ontology annotation, molecular function: protein serine/threonine phosphatase activity; cation binding. Lineage: Eukaryota; Metazoa; Arthropoda; Insecta; Coleoptera; Nitidulidae. The coding region runs from base 183 to 5402 and encodes 1739 amino acids. Gene Ontology annotation, biological process: negative regulation of protein kinase activity; protein dephosphorylation. The transcript has 15 exons. The record is from RefSeq and is a predicted model, not a curated record.